CCUUAUGCAGCUGCUUGUCAACAAGAUGGCCUUCCUCGCUCUGUCGUGUUGACACUGAUUAUUUUGGUAUCCCACUGCACAUACCGUAAAAGCUUGUGUCACUUCUAAAUAGAUAGCGUGAGAGGGGCCGCCGAGACUCCUAACAAGGUAUACAACCAGCCAGGCUGCGUUCAAGGAACUGACAAGCCUCGAUAGUAGCCGCCGCUCAAGAAGGCUGAUAAUAGAAAGUAGCUGCUGUCGACGUUAGCUUAAGCGUGAGCUAGCUUAGCGUACGUGGACACGGACAGUUAAGUCGUGUCACCUGCAUUUCACAAACAGGUUCGGUCAGGAGAAAUACUACGAGGAAAGUCUAACCGUCGACAGUUUAAGAGCCGAGUUGCUUGUGUGUGAACAGCGGAGUGGUUAAGGUUCCAUACACGGCGGGUAAAGGAGAGCUUUGUGGCAGAUAGGGCUGCACAGGUUGGCGCUGACAUAGGAAUCUGACCAUGAGAGCACUGGUCCUGGGUGCCUGCAGGCCAGCGUAGGUGCUGGUAUGUUACAGAGGUCCGCAUCCUGAUGGACCGAGACACCUUCUCCCACAUCCGCCUUUGGUGCCCGCGCCCCUUUGGCACCUACUCUCAGAACAAAGCAAGGAGUCCUGGCACGGGGAGCAAUGCUAUAGCUGUAAAUGGGGCAGGGUCUUCCUCCCUCUGCAAAGGCGAUCCCCCGCCUGGUGCCAGGAGGGCGGGCGAUGGAGCAGAAGAUGGGGGCAUUCUGGGGAGCGGGCAGGAGGACAAUGUAGGAGUGGAGGAUGUGGGCUCAGAGAACACGCCACCUGAAUCUGAGCUUAACUCAAGUCCCCUGACCCAGAGUCAGACCCCUAUGCCCACUUCAACCCCUCCAUCACUCCCCUCUUCUGGGUCCCAAAUGGAAGACGGCCGAGUGCUGUUAGAUACCUGGUAUGUCAUCAAACCGGGAAACACUAAGGAGAAGAUUGCCUUCUUUGUGGCACACCAGUUUAGUGGGGCAGGCCACCCCAGACCCAGCGCAAUGAAGGUUAAAGGUAACUGGGCGACUGACUGCAGUAAAGCAAAACGACGAAGGAGAUGCUCGUCCUAUGACCCACCAAACCGUGCCCAUGCCUCGGAAAUACAUCUCAGCCAUGGCUCAACCGAAGCACCCACUAUACCUCCUAGCCCAGAUCAGCCCGCACUCGAUGGGGCCAACGAGACAGACCUGUUGUCAGUGGCUCAGAUGGUUGCUUUGGUUGAGCAGAGGACAGCCAUGGCCCUCCGAGAUAUUGUGGCUGUUCAUGGGACCCACCAGCAACCGCCCUCUCUAACCAGCCACGACCAGGGCCUUACCACACACCAGCACACGCUACUCGAGGGAACAGAAUCGGACCCCACCUCUUUGAGGUUCGUGUCUGACAGUUCAAAAGGUCAAGCUUCCAAAGAGACCAAGGAAUCAUCAUCUCCCAUUCAGACAGACCAGGAGCUCGAGGAACAGCAAGAGUCAUGCCGGGUUGCACAGGCCAUUGCACAUUUUGAGUCCCAGAACCUGGAGAAUCGCCUCCAUAUUGGCGCUGGUUCAGGACUAGGCUUUUCUAAUCGAGAAAGGGAACUGAGGGGAGGAACCGAGCCCAGUAUUGUCACACCUCCUCCACCUGCCAACCACAGCCACGGUGAGGUGAGGAUAGCUUUUCGAGUGUCUAAUCUGGACCCGCGUUCUCAGCUGGAGUCGGCGAGUCGGUCCCGCUGCAUGUUUAUGAGCUGUGGAGGCGGGAGUAACCAGGCUGCAGCAAGGUCAAAAGAGAAAAUCACCUGUGACCUCUACCAGCUUGUCAGUCCCUCAUCAAGAGACCCCAGCAGUCUGCUCCUUGCUGCCACAACCGCUGCCCCCAAACCAGAUGGAGACCUCCAUCCCCCUGACAGACAGGCCUGCGGCAGUCCAGAAACGACCCAGGAGCCUUCUUCUGGAGAGAAAAAAACCGUGGGCGUGGGUAGGGAGCGGGUGACUGGCUUUCACGUGGAAGUAGUGGUCACAGGUGCUGUGGAUCAAUGUGUGUUUUAUGGCAAGGACAGCACAGAGAAUGUGCAGGAGGAGACUGUGUGCUUUGCUAUGCCUGGCGGGGGAGGAGGUGUCACAAGUGUAGCCAGCUCUACUGACCACUCAUCAGAUGAUCCUCCUCCGGGACAGCUCUUUUUUUUCCCACCCCCGCGAGGGGCAGAGGAGGAAUCUAAAGCAACAGGUUCUGGCAGGGCGUCGGGAUUAUGCUCUCUGGACUGUGCACACAGCGGCAACGGCAGCCAGGGAGCAGGGGUGGUUGUGGGCCCGGGAGAGCGGGCGCCUCGACCGGACUCUCCCCUGGCCAGUGUUGGGGAAGAGUGUUCAGAUCCAUCACUGUGUCGCCUCUAUCGCCACGUCUCCCAUGAUUUUUUGGAAAUCCGCUUUCAGAUCCAGCGCUUGCUUGAACCCCGCCAGUACAUGCUGCUGCUCCCCGACCACAUCAUGGUCAAUAUCUUUAGUUACUUGCCAACACGCUCCUUGGCGGCCCUCAAGUGUACCUGCCACUACUUCAAAGUGCUGAUCGAGACCUAUGGAGUGCGGGCGGUGGACUCUCGCUGGAAUCAAGACCCUCUAUAUCGGGAUGACCCCUGUAAGCAGUGUAAGCGCCAUUACGAGCGCGGGGAUGUUUCAUUGUGCCGUUGGCACCCUAAACCCUACCACCAUGACCUGCCUUAUGGACGUUCCUACUGGAUGUGCUGCCGGCGCACAGACAAGGACACUCCAGGUUGCCGUGUCGGACUACAUGACAAUAACUGGGUCCAGCAGCCUGCUGAUGGCUCUCAGCCCGUUCGAUCCAAGAGGGAGGACCGGCAGGAGGAGGCCAGGUAGAAGAGGACAUGUGUUGCCUCCCAGAUACAACACUCAUCUCCUCUCUUUCUUAGUCCAUGCUAUGUCUGCUCCGAUGAUGAGCAUGGAAUCGGAGUACAAAGAGAAGUCAUCACUCCAGGACAUUCUUGAUUCCACCUCUACUCUCGUUGUCAACACAGGGAGGUUGAGCGGAGAAAAAAAGGGAGGUGUGCCACACUCCAUGCCUUUUUGGAUCAAGUCCUACAGAUUUUCUGUCCUCCCGCUGUACUCCAGAGUGGCACCUUUUUCAAAAGAGUGCCUACCAGGGUUGGGGUGCCCUCUCACUGCUGUCAGUUUGCCCCGUUUUAUUGUUUUCAGGAUUACCGCUCAACUCCAUACAUGGUUGUCAACUUGUCACACAGUCACUGUGACAACUUUGCAGUGUAUUUGAUUGAGAUUAGCAUUAAGUGACAAAUAGAAAUGUAAUGCCCUAGAGCCUGCUUACUGUUCUCAGACUUGGUCUACAUUCUGUGUCGCAUCACCAUUUUUCCAUAAUAGUGACACUAUGGAAUCCCACUGGGCUCAGUGCAGCUGAUGUAAGAAAUUACCUGUACCGAAUCCGACAUAUGUAAAACCAUUCAGUGUGGAAUGUUCAGUGUUUCUAUAGAAAUGUGAUUGUAUGUGGCAAACUUGAUACUCCAACAUUCAAGCUUGCUUUUUAUCUGUCCCGCACCAUGCAUUUCUAUUACUCUGAAUGUGCUGUAUUUAUUGUAUGUUGAUCAGACCCCUGAUAAUGCUGCUGAAAUCAUUGCCUGUGUCACUGAUAUUUCUGAAUUAGCCAUAUUAUUGAUGGGAGACUGUCUUGCAUCCAUCAUGUUUUGUGUUUUUUUUUUUUUUUUUUCCAGCUUGGACCCUACCUUAGUUGACCGGCCGUGAACAAAGUACUUUCUGGUUUACAGUAUAUCCUGGGAGAAAUAAUUUAUAGAUUAAGAUCAGUGGGAUCAUGUUGCUCUGUAUGGCUUGACUGACUUGCUUGUUUGCCUUUUUGGGGGGGGUGGAUGUUUUAUUGGGGUGCGUCAGAAUGUUUGCUGUUCCACGACUUUCUCAAUUUUAAUUGGACUCUGUUACCCCUUUAUCGUUCAAUUCCUCUACCCAAGACAGAUUUUUUUUUUUUUUUGGUGUUUUUACUUCAUCGUUGUUUAACUUCCACAUCUCGCUUCUUUUCCUCCUCCGUCCUCCCAAGUCGGCACAUGGCAGUGCCGGCCAAAGCCGCCAAUGCUCUUAGGCAUUAAACCAACUAACACACAGAAACUACACCAGCCUCCAGCCUUAAAUUCCCCUUACCUCUUAAUCACCUUGCAGGAUUGGGGCAUUAGAUGCCUCACAGACGAUCACAAGUAUUGGAAGUUUCGUGGACUUGAUCCAGCCUGCCAGGAUCCGCCUCUAACUCUUAGUAUUGGUGUGAAAGGUGAUCAGUGCCUGGUGACAGCUCUGACUCUUCAUUCAUGCAAAAAAAACAAACCAAAACCCUCCUCCUUAACCCUCUGCCCUGUUUUUUGGAACCCCCCCGUCCCCUAUCCCAACAAGGACAUUAUAGUGAUGCUGAAGCUCUGCAUGAAGGUGGAAAAACAGGUGGGGUAGUCAUGGGAGAUAUCUUUAGGUGUCAGAUACAGUAUAUACAACUCUUGGGGAAUAUCUGCUUAAAUAUAAAAGAGUGAUGAUUAAAACUGGAAAUCCAAACAUUUACAUGGUUUCUGUGUUGUUCAAUGACCUGGAAGACCUGCAAGUAGU
Doryrhamphus excisus (bluestripe pipefish) is the source of this 4626-nucleotide messenger RNA. It is a transcript of the gene fbxo46, whose product is annotated as F-box protein 46. The record is from RefSeq and is a predicted model, not a curated record. Gene Ontology annotation, biological process: intracellular signal transduction. Gene Ontology annotation, molecular function: protein binding. NCBI's taxonomy places the organism in Eukaryota, Metazoa, Chordata, Actinopteri, Syngnathiformes, Syngnathidae.